Messenger RNA from Panicum virgatum (switchgrass), 620 nucleotides. Its product is annotated as B3 domain-containing protein Os06g0112300-like. NCBI's taxonomy places the organism in Eukaryota, Viridiplantae, Streptophyta, Magnoliopsida, Poales, Poaceae. The record is from RefSeq and is a predicted model, not a curated record. Bases 1 to 420 code for a protein of 139 amino acids. The transcript is spliced from 2 exons. Gene Ontology annotation, molecular function: DNA binding.
AUGGGUACUUGUAUCGUCCCACUCUCCGGCGACAAGCCCUUCUUCACCAUUGUCUUGUCUAAGGGCCAUGUAGAUAAGCCUGCCCAGCUGGAGAUCCCGAGUCGUCUCCACUCCCACCUGCCGGGCUCGCGCGUCCCAGCAGUGCUCCUGUUCGGCAACCAGUCAUGGGCGGUGACCUACUGUGGUGAACUCAAGUGCAAGAAGCUCGGUCCGGGGUGGAGGGACUUUGUCGUCGCCAACCGUCUGCGCAUCGGGGACGCCUGCGUCUUCGAGCUCAUCACGCCAGCUGCUGGAGGAACUGGGAGUGAGGGUGAUGGGAAGGUGGUGUUCCGGGUGCAGGUGCUGCGCGGGGACUUGCCGGAGGAGAUCACCUCCAGGGGCGCCACCUCUCGGGAUCCCAUUGUCAUCGUGGACAACUAAGAACUGCACUCUGUUUAGCAGUAGCUAGUAGCUAGUAGGAGAUGACAAAUGGCUGCAAGCUAGUAGCUAGUAGGAGAUGAAAAAUGGCUGCAUGUUUGUUGUUUCAGACUCUAUUUAUGUGUCGUGUUGUUGGUGCAUGCUCAACUGUAGUUGAAUUUGUGUAUCCUGCUAUCUGUGACUGGAAGGUUAAUUUCAUGAAA